AUGAUAGCAUCAAUCUCUUCGAAAUUUCCAGAAAAUAAUUCAGCCGAUGUUUCGGACUCAUCUGUAAUAAUGCAACAAAAUCGACAAUCCCCAAAGCAUUCACGAACACACCCUGACACCUCGUCGGAUUCUGGUUCUCAACAAGGCGUGAGGAAAUCUCGGAGGACGUCAUUGCGUGAAAAACAGACAAAUUAUGCAGAAGCAACUAGUUCUUCAUCUUCAGAAUCAGAAGUUAAAUUAGGUGUGAGAAGGCGACGACCAAGUUCACAUAAAUCCGGAGAGGAUUCAGUCUCAUCUUCGAAUUCUGACUUGGAAUCUCGGCCAAUAGUUAAAAGAGUUCGUUCUUCUCGCGACUCUCAAUCUCCAAAAAAGUCAAGUAGUUCUUCACUUUCUGAAAUUUCAGAAAAUUACUUGUCUUCUGCUCUGGAUACUGAAAGUGAGACGCAAGAACCACCAUCACCUCCCGAAACACCUAGUCUACCACUUCAAAAACGUCAUUCAUCUCAAUCAGAAUCAUCAGAUGAUACGUCUGAAGAUACUGAUAGAACAUCGGAACCUCCGUCACCUCCAGGAACUCCAGUACCUUACGAUCCAUGUAAAAUCUGUGGUGGGUUUGAUGAUCCAUUAGAUUCACAAUAUCCACUUCUAAUUGUUAUGGAAUAUCCAACCGUAAACCAAUGGGAAGAAGUUGGCGCUGUGACCCAUGUCUUAAUGGAAGAAUUCGCAGAGCAAUUAAAGUGUGUUAAAAAAUGCGUUCUAUGCAGUCGUCCAGAGGGUGUAAAUAACGCAAUGAAGAGAACUAACGGGAAUAACUGGGUUCACGUUCUAUGUGCUACAUUUAUUCCUGAAACUUCAUUCUACGACGCAGAAAAUGUUUUCUUAAUCAUGGACAUUGAAGACAUUCGAGAUGAGAGUUGGAAUGCUAUUUGCUCUAUAUGUCAGAUGCGUGGAGGUGCUUGUAUACGAUGCUCUAAUUAUGCCUGUAAGAAAUUUUUACAUAUCACAUGUGCACAAGAGGCAGGUUGCAAUAUAGGGUUUGAAUUAAAAUCCCAAAAUCUAGCCUCUUCACAACAGGAAUUAUCUCAAAGAUUAUCUCCAUUAAACCUUAAAUCUGAAGAAUCUCAAGAUGAUAUGAAACAGUCUAUAUUUGAUGAUAUUUCUCAGUGUGAAAUGAUCUCUAGAGUUUUUUGUCGUGAUCAUACUGAUUUACCUGAAAAUUUUGUGAAACUAAAUAUUCGCGACUCACAUUCUCAUCAGUCAGCACUGUAUAUUUAUAUUAAAAAAUAUAAGCAAUAUGAUGCAUCUCUUAGAGAGUACAAGUUAAAGACACGAUAUACGCUAACAAUUCCAGACCAAAUUCGAGCUGCAAUGAAUGCUCAGGAAGCAUGGAUCUUAAAAUACAGAAUCAUAUCAUACGUCCUUCGGAUAGGCAUUGCUCACGUUGUCCAGUCACACGCACAAUCAAAUGGUGGCCUGCAAAGUGGCAUUUUUUACCAAGACCUUCAAGGUUUUCUGUACGAGAUGUCAGUGUUGUAA
Molecule: messenger RNA, 1536 nt
Organism: Cetraspora pellucida
Lineage: Eukaryota; Fungi; Glomeromycota; Glomeromycetes; Diversisporales; Gigasporaceae
Source: the annotation of a GenBank genome assembly